Molecule: messenger RNA, 3076 nt
Organism: Limulus polyphemus (Atlantic horseshoe crab)
Lineage: Eukaryota; Metazoa; Arthropoda; Merostomata; Xiphosura; Limulidae
Exons: 6
Coding region: 746-2632 (628 amino acids)
Molecular function (GO): protein binding
Source: RefSeq, a predicted model, not a curated record
UACGUUAUGUACGUGUAGUGUUGAUAUACGUAAAACUCACCCCUACGAAAGUUUGUCAAGGCGUAUUCAAAUGAGUAAGAAUAUACGUGAACCCCAAACUAUCAUUUGUUUCACCACUUAGUUUUGUUUUUAUAGAGCAAAGCCACACAGUAGACUAUUUGAGCUAUGUUCAAAAUGGGGCAUUGAACCCUGGAUUUCAGCGUUGCUAGUCAGUAAACUUACCGCUGACCACAAUUUAUCAUUGAGUUAUACCAAUUUCGGAAAUCCCAGCCCUCAUCAGAAACACUUAAAAUUGUAUUUAAACUGCAACACGUAGCCAGCGAAUACCAGUAGAUCCGAGAAGUGGGUUGCUAUGUGCUUGUAGUGCGAACUGGUACACAGCAACUUUAGUGACGUAAGCAUAAUCAUCGCUUUUCGUAACGAAUCAAGCACCACGUGGAAGGUGAUGCUAUACACGACAUCAGAUUACAGGUUUGCCGAUCUACUAUUAUUCAGAGAAGUUAUUAUUGCCCCACAAAUUGCAUAUUGUAAUAAAAAAAAUGAUGUUUCAUACUAAUGCAUGUUAUACGUUCAUUCGAAGCGAUAACGUGUAUAUAUACCUUAUCGAGUGGACUUAGUAAUCAAACGUUAUAUUGCCACACAGAGGGUGGCGGAUUUUCCUACAUUUUACCUGACUUUCGCACGAACUAUGGAUGCCUCUGGCAGAACAAUAGGCAAAUGACAGGAUGUAAACUACAGUUACGUUAUGAUCCAGAGAACCGGGGAGAAAUCGAGGCCACCCCCCACUCCCCCAACCUUCCGUUUGUUACAAGGGGUCUUUCCCCGUUUUUCUAAACGUAAAUACGAUACUGGAAAUGUGUUGUGUACAAGCCGACAACCGGGGAGGGACAAAAGUAUAAAAGCCUUAGAGGAAACAGUGUCAGGGUCACAGCAAUAUUUAGAGUGGGUAAAAUCUGACGGUGGCCUCAUUCGGAGAAAAAGGUCUAAAAACAUUCCAGAGCCGAAGUCCGUUUUGAAAGUAAGCGAGCUGAAUAGUGCGUGUUGCAGAAGACAGCUAAGGAACAUCUUGAUUGAUUUCAAAAGACAGGUUUGUGAUUGUGAUCAGUUCAAAUAUCUGAACAGUACUUCCGGAUCCUCUUUAAAUAGCACAGCGAGCUUAAUUAGCAAGAGAUUGGGGACUUUAACCAAACACUUCACACCCGUUACCUCACGUAAUGAUAACCAGUACAGUCCCAGCUUUUACACAGUGCAGGAUUCUUUAAGUCAAGACUCCGGAUUUGUCAGUAUGCUUGUUGAAGGGCAGGUUCCCACUGGAGUUUCUCAUUUUAAGGUUGGAGAACUUAUCCACAAAGACAUUAUGGUAAAGGACGAACCUUCUUGUGACCUCCACAAGUCCAUGUUUGGUCAAGCGAUGGAGACUUUACACUCGAAUUCGUGUUUUGAACGGACAUUAAAGUUAUCUAGAGAACAGUGUAUCGCAGAACCCGUCUUAAUGAAGAACGGAUUUUAUCUCGAAGAGCCAAAAAACCUUGAUGUUCUGUACUGUAUGAUAGCAGAUGAGGAUGGAGACAGAAUGGAAGCCCCUAAUCCAGAGCUAUUUUACACCCUAGUAAAACAAGCUGCUGACACUUUAUAUUUACAGAAUGGAAGCCCUAAUCCAGAGCUAUUUUACUCCCCAGUAAAACAAGCUGCUCACACUUUAUCUUUACAGCAUGGAAGCCCUAAUCUAGAGCUAUUUUACACCCCAGUAAAACAAACUGCUAACACUUUAUAUUUACAGAAUGGAAGCCCUAAUCCAGAGCUAUUUUACACCCCAGUAAAACAAGCUGCUGACACUUUAUAUUUACAGAAUGGAAGCCUUAAUCCAGAGCUACUUCACACCCCGGUAAAACAAGCUGCUGACACUUUAUAUUUACAGAAUGGAAGCCCUAAUCCAGAGCUAUUUUAUACCCCAGUAAAACAAGUUACUGAAACUUUAACUUUACAGAAUGGAAGCCCUAAUCCAGAGCAAUUUUACUCCCCAGACAGGAAUGAUGUAAUUUAUAAAAGUAUGAUUUUGUAUUUUCAGACCCCGUUGCACUUAGCCGUUAUUGUUGGUAACCAACAUCUUGUUGAAAUCUUAUUGGAAGAAGGUGCUUGUGCAAAGUCACGAGAUCGUUAUGGUAAUACGUCCUUACACUUAGCAGUCAAGUAUAAUAGAUUGGAGUGCUUACGUAUUCUUCUGAAACACAAGCAAGUACAUGAAGUUCGAAAUUUAAGGAAUUAUGAUGGGUAUUCUGCAUUACAUCUCGCUGUCACAAACAAUUCUUCUGCUUCAAUCAAAUAUUUAGUCAAGGCCCACUGUGAUAUUGAUAUGCAGGAUGGCAAGAGUGGAAGAACACCGUUAUUCCAUGCUGUGAUGAACAACAACAAACCAAUUGUUCGGCUUUUAUUGAAACUUGGGGGUUCACCGGGUGCUCCCGAUUUUUCUGGUGUAUCUCCACUCGAGGCAGCUGUACUGAACAACAACAAAGACAUAAUGGAAAGUAGCAGCUUUACCAAUCAUUCCAGGCAAAUUUUAGUGUGUGGAAAGGAAAAUUUAAUAAGAAAACAAAGAAGAAAACUUGAAGAAGAAUUAUAUAGUAGUAAAUGAAUGGGAGAAGCAUUAAUGUCAAAACAUGACACAUUAAAAAAUAAUCAGUUCUCAAAGAAUGUGGUGUAAAUGAAAGAGAUUACCUCAUGGUCUCAAAGUAAGUAAGGGAAGAUCUUACUGAACAGUGUAGUCUUGAGGAAAUAUACUGAAACAGGGUAUUCUACUAAUAAGAGAGUUUAGUAUAACAAAAUAAUACAAACUCAAUGAUGCAUGAUGUGUUGUUAUACUUGCUUGGAUCUACUAAUCUAUUACGUAUGAACGUCAUGCAAGUGUAUAGCAUACUUUAAGUGUUACUUGUCAUUGCAUGUUUAUUUAAUUGAUGUUGUUAGUAAGAUAGACGUUGAUUCAAUGCAUUACUAUAGUUAAGAUGUCAAUUCUUAAACGAUGGCAUACGUUAUUAUUAAUUUACUAAAUCCAAUAAACUGAUAUGUGUUUUAUAAAGUG